CCGCUUCCGGCCAGCCUCGCUCUGGUCCCUGCGGCUGGCGGCCGAGCCUUGUGCCUCCGCCAUAUUGUCUGUGUGAGGCCGGCGAGGGAGGGAGGCGGCAGGCGGGCGGGGGCCGGGACUGCGGCGGCCUCAGCUGGAAAAUUCCGAGCACUCUCCGAGGCCCGCCCACCCACGGCCCACGUUUUGCGUUGACGUUGAAAGCGACGCCGAAGUUGGAUCCGUGUAACCUGCCUCGCCCUGACAUGUCUGGACCGGUGCCAAGCAGGGCCAGAGUUUACACAGACGUAAAUACACACAGACCCCGCGAAUACUGGGAUUAUGAAUCGCACGUGGUGGAAUGGGGAAAUCAAGACGAUUACCAGCUGGUCCGGAAACUGGGGCGAGGCAAAUACAGCGAAGUCUUCGAAGCCAUCAACAUCACCAAUAAUGAAAAAGUAGUCGUUAAAAUCUUGAAGCCUGUGAAAAAGAAGAAAAUCAAACGCGAGAUCAAAAUCCUGGAGAACUUGCGAGGCGGUCCGAACAUCAUCACCCUGGCGGAUAUUGUGAAAGACCCGGUGUCUCGGACUCCGGCCUUGGUUUUUGAACAUGUAAACAACACAGACUUCAAGCAAUUGUACCAAACGUUAACGGAUUACGACAUUCGGUUCUACAUGUAUGAAAUCUUGAAGGCUCUGGACUAUUGUCACAGUAUGGGGAUCAUGCAUAGAGACGUUAAACCCCACAAUGUCAUGAUUGACCACGAACACAGAAAGCUGCGGCUAAUAGAUUGGGGCUUGGCGGAAUUCUACCAUCCCGGCCAGGAGUACAACGUCCGAGUCGCUUCCAGAUACUUCAAAGGCCCCGAACUUCUUGUAGAUUAUCAAAUGUACGAUUACAGUUUGGACAUGUGGAGCUUGGGGUGCAUGCUCGCCAGCAUGAUCUUCCGGAAGGAGCCCUUUUUCCAUGGCCACGACAAUUACGAUCAGUUGGUGAGAAUAGCGAAGGUGCUGGGUACGGAAGACCUGUACGACUACAUCGACAAGUACAACAUAGAACUCGACCCCCGCUUCAACGAUAUCUUGGGCAGGCACUCCCGCAAGCGAUGGGAACGCUUCGUUCACAGCGAGAAUCAGCACUUGGUCAGCCCGGAGGCCCUGGAUUUCCUAGACAAAUUGCUGCGAUACGAUCACCAGUCCCGGCUCACAGCAAGAGAAGCAAUGGAGCACCCUUACUUUUAUCCCAUCGUGAAGGACCAGGCUCGGAUGAGCUCCACCAGCAUGCCAGGGAGCAGCACGCCCGUCAGCAGUGCCAGCAUGUUGUCAGGGAUUUCUUCAGUGCCAACGUCUUCACCUCUCGGGCCUCUGGCGGGCUCGCCCGUGAUCUCUGCUGCCAACGCCCUGGGCAUGCCCGUUCCAGCAGCUGCGGGAGCUCAGCAGUAGAUGACCGCCGCCCGUCUCCCAGACACCUGCCCGGAGCCGGGUCGGGCCGGAGGACCCCGCUCCCCCCCUUCCCCUCCCCCCGGACAGCAGCCACUCGCACUCAGUGCUGGGGGGGGGAGGGGGGAAGGGGUGGGGAUAUGGAAUGCUUUGGAGGAACGAUGUCUGAACAGUUGCUUGUGGAUUUAUAGUAGUUCAGUCAUAAAAAAGAAAAGAUUAUA
Molecule: messenger RNA, 1636 nt
Organism: Heteronotia binoei (common prickly gecko)
Lineage: Eukaryota; Metazoa; Chordata; Lepidosauria; Squamata; Gekkonidae
Gene: CSNK2A1
Product: casein kinase 2 alpha 1
Exons: 13
Coding region: 243-1418 (391 amino acids)
Biological process (GO): protein phosphorylation
Cellular component (GO): nucleus; cytosol; protein kinase CK2 complex
Molecular function (GO): ATP binding; protein serine/threonine kinase activity
Source: RefSeq, a predicted model, not a curated record